Molecule: messenger RNA, 1598 nt
Organism: Asterias rubens (European starfish)
Lineage: Eukaryota; Metazoa; Echinodermata; Asteroidea; Forcipulatida; Asteriidae
Product: major facilitator superfamily domain-containing protein 9-like
Exons: 1
Coding region: 593-1336 (247 amino acids)
Biological process (GO): transmembrane transport
Molecular function (GO): transmembrane transporter activity
Source: RefSeq, a predicted model, not a curated record
CCCAUCCGAUACCCAUUUCAAGCCCAAUGUUUGUGAACAGUGAUGCUCAAUCAAACCUCUCCAAUACCCAUUUCACACCCAUUAUUUUUGUACAUUGAUGCUCAAUCGAACCCAUCCGAUACCCAUUUCAAGCCCAAUGUUUGUGAACAGUGAUGCUCAAUCAAACCUCUCCAAUACCCAUUUCACGCCCAGUAUUUGUGUACAGUGAUGCUCAAUCAAACCUCUCCAAUACCCAUUUCACGCCCAUUAUUUUUGUACAUUGAUGCUCAAUCGAACCCAUCCGAUACCCAUUUCAAGCCCAAUGUUUGUGAACAGUGAUGCUCAAUCAAACCUCUCCAAUACCCAUUUCACACCCAUUAUUUUUGUACAUUGAUGCUCAAUCGAACCCAUCCGAUACCCAUUUCAAGCCCAAUGUUUGUGAACAGUGAUGCUCAAUCAAACCCAUCCAAUACCCAUUUCACGCCCAUUAUUUUUGUACAUUGAUGCUCAAUCGAACCCAUCCGAUACCCAUUUCACGCCCAUUAUUUUUGUACAUUGAUGCUCAAUCAAACCCAUCCAAUACCCAUUUCACACCCAUUAUUUUUGUACAUUGAUGCUCAAUCAAACCUCUCCAAUACCCAUUUCACCCCCAGUAUUUGUGUAUGUCUUGGUUCGUCCAAGCGAUAGAUCCACCUUGGAGAGGACCAAAUCUGUCGCGGCGUUCACACAGGAGUACGACGUUGACAUCAAGGAAAACUUCUUUCAAACCUUCAAGGACAUCUUAAGAUUUAGCGGAGAUCUACUCAUCCUACGUCUCCUCAUUGGACUCUCGGUCAUGUUGUAUCGAAACAAUUUCAUUCUGAUCAUGGAGGAGCGGUUUAACACCACGCCCAAAACCACCGGAUUUCUGAUCAGUUAUGGCGCCCUCAUUGGCGUCAUAUCCGGAAUGGUCGUCGGCAAAAUCGUUGAGUUGUACGGCGACAUGUCAAAGCUACUCCUGCACGCUAACAACCUCUUAAUCGUAACGAUGAUAGGGUUGACGUUUGCGCCCAGUCUCUCCGCGAUCGUUUUCUUUUUGACGCUGCUGUCGGUAACCAACUCCAUCUCGCGGGUUUGCGUCACAGAUAUCAGUAUUAGGAGAGGGAAGUUGAAAAAUUCCGGCGCGCUGCUCGGGAUCAGUCAGUCCGUGGCGUCUGUGUCGCGAUCGAUUUCUCCGUUUCUUAGCGGGGUGAUGUUUACGAUCAGUCCGCAAGCCCCUGCAGGGGCUGGGGUACUCUUAGCCAUCACUGCGACUGCUUUGAUGAUCGUUAAACGUCCCGAUGAGAGAGAGACAGAAGUCGAGGCAAAGAAGUUGUGACGUCUAAAGAAGUCAAUUAUUCAGGCAUGAUAUUGUUCCUACUUAAGUCGGAUUUCCUAUUUAUUUGCCCUCGGAAAAAUAAGGAAAAUUCGUUUCAAAUAACCUGAAAAGACUAUGAAAGCUUAAACUUUUCCUAUUUUUUCCAAACAGCCAAAUACAAUGCCUGAUUAUUAAUCCAGCUUAGACCUUUCUUUCUUUCCUCGAUUUAAAGGAUAACUUUGUGUUGGAUCGGUCGAGUUGGUCUAUGAAAAGCGUUUGUAAC